CGCGGUUCGAUUCAACCGUUCAGUCGCGUCGGUUCGCGAUCGUUACCCUCGAAGAGGAACGUCCAACGAGGACGGAACAAUACCAUACACGAAGUGAACAUACGAGGAGAUGGCCGUUGGUUUGGUAGACACGAGAGAAUGGGAAACAUUGUUGGAGAUUCGUCUGUGAAUAUCUGCCGUAUCUUCGAGAACGAUUGACCCACCUUUCGAGUAUUUUUAAUUCUUGUCGAAGAACUGCGUUCAACGAACCAGUAGCUGAAACUUCGAGAGAUCGCUUUCAAGGUUCGAGGUAAAAAUGGAGGACAACAGUCGAGGCGAGAGUUUGUGCAAAGUCUGCGGCGACAAGGCUUCUGGGAAACAUUACGGUGUACCGAGUUGCGACGGGUGUCGCGGAUUCUUCAAGCGGUCGAUCCGCAGGUAUGCAAGGAACUUGGACUACGUGUGCAAGGAAAACGGUCGUUGCAUCGUGGACGUUUCGCGGCGAAAUCAGUGCCAGGCAUGUCGUUUCACCAAGUGCCUCCAGGUUAACAUGAAACGAGAUGCGGUUCAACACGAAAGGGCUCCACGAAACACCUCGUCGUUGGUGGCGGCAGCGAGGAGAGGUCCUGCAGGUCUCUACUCUGGAAUCUCGCACGUUUACCAUGCAGCGAGCAAUCCUUAUCAUCCCCUUCUGUAUCCUGCGCUGUUCCCUUUCAAGCCAACGGUGCCAGCAUUCACGCCAUCGGUUGCACACUUUUUGCCACGGUCGCCAACAGAACCAAUAACAGUGACCGCCGCCAAGGAGGACGAAGUUACGAGCUCCGAGGAAGCUGGAACGUUGGACAGUAGGAUUGAAACAAAGGAGGAACUAGUGAGCACUCGAUUAGCACCACCGAUCGUCAACUCCGCGUCCUCGGAGUAUAUCACCAAUUUCUCAAUUUUACCCACGGAAAAUAUCUAUGAAUUCGCCGCGAAGUUACUUUUCUUUGCUGUCAGAUGGGCGAGAAGCAUUCAUUCUUUCUUACAAUUGCCAUACAGAGACCAGACGAUUCUACUGGAGGAGUCCUGGAGCGAGCUUUUCGUGUUGACAGCGGCGCAGUGGAAUUUCCCUGUCGAGGAAACCGCUUUAGUGCCCAGCGACUUGUCGCCAGACAGGAAGGAAGCGCUCGUCGACGAGGUGAGAAGGUUGAAGGAGUUAUUGGGAAAAUGCGCCCUCCUCAGGGUCGAUCACUCGGAGUACGCCUGCCUCAAGGCUAUCGUUCUCUUCAAAGGAGAAUCUCGAGGGCUCUGCGAUCGAGGAAGGGUAACAACCCUUCAAGAGCAAACGGUGGCCGUGUUCUGCGAAAGGGAUGCUCGUAGGGUUGGGCGUCUGUUGCUGCUGUUACCCCCAGCUCGUGCACUCUGUCGAUCAACCCUGCAAGAAUUGCUAUUCAAACCAACUGUAGGUGAUGUCAGUGUGGAACGAUUGCUGGGCGACAUGGUCAGCGCCCUGAGGCCGACAUAACGCGACUUAUAGUCGAUUCCUGCUCUAUCCAUACGAGGUUCAUCCAGUGAACGAGCAAUUUUUCCUUAAAAAAUGUUCCAAACGCGCAAUUGAAAUACUUUCUUCGAGCGUACGAUUCCUUCCAUUGAACGUGGGUCAAAGUUACCUUUGUCACUUCUACCAAACGAUGAAUUUUUUAUCGUAACAAUAAAUUCGACUAUUAUCUAGUCGUUGAAAAAGCAUUUGAACCGCAGCUUCGAUGGAAACGUACGCAAAGUAGUUUCGCGUUAGUCGCGUAUUAAUAGUAUUACAUUAAAUCUAGUCAAUUGUUUAUUACAUGUAUUGUAAACUAGGGCUAUCGAGUUUGAUUGCGUAUCUGUGAAUAC
This is a messenger RNA of Hylaeus anthracinus, 1848 nucleotides long. Its product is annotated as protein dissatisfaction-like. NCBI's taxonomy places the organism in Eukaryota, Metazoa, Arthropoda, Insecta, Hymenoptera, Colletidae. Gene Ontology annotation, biological process: regulation of transcription by RNA polymerase II; cell differentiation; anatomical structure development. The transcript has 9 exons. Bases 296 to 1483 code for a protein of 395 amino acids. Gene Ontology annotation, molecular function: zinc ion binding; nuclear receptor activity; RNA polymerase II cis-regulatory region sequence-specific DNA binding. The record is from RefSeq and is a predicted model, not a curated record.